CCUCAGGGCCAGCCGCGGAGACAGCUGCCGCCUUGUUCCGCAGCCCGGUGGCUUUUCUCUCCCCCACCCCCCACCUUCCCCUCUUUGCAGAGACCAGACAUCCCCGCCCUCCCCCACCCCUGCCCCACCUCUCAGGGGAUUCUUUCCCUCCCAGCUCUGAAAGCGUUAACCCUGGAGCUUUCCGCGGCCCCGCACCCCACCCCCCACUCCCCACCGCCGGCUCCCGCCCAAGGUUCCUAAAAAGGGAAGGUGCAAAGUUUGGUCCAGGACAAAGAAAUGACUGAUCAAAGCCAGAGAUACUUCCUGUUGCUGGAACGUUAUAUAAAACGUCACCAACGCAGUGGCUGCGGAGAAGCACCUAGCGCUGCUGGCCCAGCCGCCGCCGCCGCCGCCUCCCAGCGCCUGAGGUUUCCCGGGGACCACAAUGAACAAGUGGCUGUGCUGCGCGCUCGUGUUCCUGGACAUCUCUAUUAAAUGGACCACCCAGGAAACUUUUCCUCCAAAGUACCUUCAUUAUGAUCCAGAAACCUCUCGCCAGCUCAUGUGUGACAAAUGUCCUCCUGGCACCUACCUAAAGCAACACUGUACUGCGAGGCGGAAGACUGUGUGCACCCCUUGCCCUGACCACUACUACACAGACAGCUGGCACACCAGUGACGAAUGUCUGUACUGCAGUUCAGUGUGCAAGGAGCUGCAGUAUGUCAAACAGGAGUGCAAUCGCACCCACAACCGUGUGUGCGAGUGUGAGGAAGGGCGCUACCUCGAGGUAGAGUUCUGCUUGAAGCACAGGAGCUGUCCCCCUGGAUUUGGAGUGGUGCAAGCUGGAACCCCGGAGCGAAAUACGGUUUGCAAAAGAUGUCCAGAUGGGUUCUUCUCCAAUGAGACGUCCUCUAAAGCUCCCUGUAGAAAACACACAAACUGCAGCAUAUUUGGUCUCUUGCUAACUCAGAAAGGAAACGCGACACAUGACAAUGUAUGUUCUGCAAACAACGAAUCGACUCAAAAAUGUGGAAUAGAUGUCACCCUGUGUGAAGAGGCAUUCUUCAGGUUUGCUGUUCCUACGAAAUUUACCCCUAAUUGGCUCAGCAUCCUGGUAGACAAUUUGCCAGGAACCAAAGUAAAUGCAGAAAGCGUUGAGAGGAUAAAGCGGCGGCACAGCUCACAAGAACAAACUUUCCAGCUGCUGAAGUUAUGGAAGCAUCAAAACAAAGACCAAGAUAUGGUCAAGAAGAUCAUCCAAGAUAUUGACCUCUGUGAAAAUGGUGUGCAGCGGCACAUUGGGCACGCAAACCUCACCUUUGAGCAGCUUCGCAGCUUGAUGGAAAGCUUACCGGGGAAGAAAGUUGGAAUAGAAGACAUCGAAAGAACAAGAAAGACAUGCAAAUCAAGUGAGCAACUCCUGAAGCUGCUCAGCUUAUGGCGAAUAAAAAAUGGCGACCAGGACACCUUGAAGGGCCUCAUGCAUGCGCUCAAGCUCUUGAAAACAUACCACUUCCCCAAAACUGUCACACACAGCCUGAAGAAGUCCAUCCGGUUCCUUCACAGCUUCACCAUGUACAGAUUAUACCAGAAGCUAUUUUUAGAAAUGAUAGGCAACCAGGUCCAAUCAGGAAAAAUAAGCUGCUUAUAACCGGACUCACAAUGGGCCAGAUCUGAUGGAUAAGUAGACUGUUUCUCAGGCAUUGAAGGGGUACAGUGAUUUCUUUCUCAUCACUAAUGGCUAAUUUUGCCACAGGGCACUAAAAGCAACUAUGAUGUAAAGAAAGAACUAAAGUCUCCUGAAAACUUCCCCAAUAAACCCCAAAUAAUUGAUCCAACUGUUAGGACUGGCCCAGUGUCCACUGACUGUAUGUUCCCAUGUUACUGCUUACAGUAAUUUAACUGGAAAUAAUAAUAAAAACUAGACUCCACUGUGCCUUUCUAAAUGUGGGAAUGUCUAACUUAAGUAGCUUUGAGAUUUCAGCUGUGCUAUGGGCUUUUAUUAGAAAGCCACAUUGUUGUUGUUUUAUUUUGUUUCAUUUGCAAAAGUUACUAAUAUAUCUGUAACACUAUUUCAGUAUUGCUAUUUAUAUUCAUUCAGAUAUAAGAUUUGUACAUAUUAUCGUCCUAGAAAGAAAUGGUAUAAGACUUAAUUUAGAAAUAAAAACUAUAUUCUGUUUAUUAUUAUGAAAGAUGAAAGAGAUAAAAUAUAUAUUUUUAAUGGAAAGUUUGUAGGGUUUUCUAAUAGGUGUUGCCAUUUUUUCCUGUGUGGAGUGUUUUUGUGAUAUAAUUUUAUCUGUAUAAGCUGUAAUAUCAUUUUAUCGAAAAUGUAUUACUUAGUCAAUUGUUUAAUGUUGGGAAGUGUGUGAAUUAUAAAUGAUCUGAAUAUUAGAAGCUCUGAGAAAUUGAAUGUACCUUAUUUAAGAGAUUUUAUGGUUUUACUAUAUAAACAUCAUUAAAGUUUUCCAAGUAUUUUUUACUGC
Messenger RNA from Ictidomys tridecemlineatus (thirteen-lined ground squirrel), 2462 nucleotides. RefSeq names its product TNF receptor superfamily member 11b (gene Tnfrsf11b). Gene Ontology annotation, biological process: signal transduction. Lineage: Eukaryota; Metazoa; Chordata; Mammalia; Rodentia; Sciuridae. The record is from RefSeq and is a predicted model, not a curated record. Gene Ontology annotation, molecular function: protein binding.